This is a messenger RNA of Fusarium venenatum, 240 nucleotides long. The record is from RefSeq and is a predicted model, not a curated record. NCBI's taxonomy places the organism in Eukaryota, Fungi, Ascomycota, Sordariomycetes, Hypocreales, Nectriaceae.
AUGGCGACAACGCGGAUACGGCUGAAGCCAUGGCAGCAGAAGGCCUUAAAAAACGGAAGAACGCCCCUUCCUGAGUUUCCUGGCAACAGACUCUGGGCCCAGAAAACUCAGAGCGAAUUGACCCCGCGCCCUGCUGAGAAGAGGCUACUUGGCGAAGAAGUGCUGGUGGAUAAGACAAGGGGAAGUGAGAAAAGGUCUACAAGUCUUGAGAGAGUCUUUGUAGAGUCGGCCGAAAAUUGA